AUUCUUGUACAACAAGUUUCAACAAGACUUCUAUCUUUCAUGGCAGACUACGAAAGUAUAACUGACGUGACUGGAAACAUGUCAACAGAGGGCCCGACAACUUUGUGUGACAAGAAUCUUCAAGAGGCCGUGGAGGCUCUGGCAGAAAGAGAAGGUGAAGUUGCCAAACUCCAUCAGCAAAUCAAAGAAAUACUGCUCAUCAACCACAAGUGGGACGAGGAGUAUAAUGAUUUGAAGAGACUCUAUGAGUCUUGCAUCAAGGAACAGGGCCAGUCCUCUUCUGCCUCACAGAAAAAAGACAAGACAAUGGCCGAGGGUCUUGAAAGAGGGAAAGAAGAGCUGAUUGAGCAGCUUGAGCACUUAAAAUUAGAGAAGGAGAAAAUUGAGAGAAAAUAUUCAGAUCUUAAGUUUAAGUAUGAUCAUAUGAAAUCUCAGCGGAAUGAUUUACUGAAGACACAGGCUAAAGCUCUUUCAGUAGCUCCUCCUCCGUCUUCUGCUAGAGUGGCUCAGAUGAAAGAGGAAAUUGAUCUAUUGAAGAGUCAAGUUCAAGCAUUCAAAGAAGACUAUGAAGCUGAAAAAAGAGAUAGGGAGAGACUGGCUAGUGAGAAAGAGACAGAAAGGCUUCGAUAUGAAGCUGAAAUAGUCUCCAUGAAAAUACAGUUGGAUCGAUCCACUAGCGAACUGGUACAUUAUAAAAAUGAAGCCAAGAGACUAGGCCAGCAGUUGAGGCUAAAGCAGCAACGAGAAGAGGAACAAUUUCGAAGACAUUUAGAAAGCCAGGGCUACUCGGCUCGUAAGACUCUACCUCCCCUUGACCCGUUUGUUGAGAAAGACGUCUACCCUUUAUACUAUUCGCAAAGCACUCCCUCCAUUCCACCAUCAUCCCUUCCCUCUCCCACAUCUGCCACGCCUCCAACAAGACGUCUCUCGCUUGGCUACCAGACCCACAUGAGCGAGGUGACACGCCCACUUUACGAAGGGGAGCCUCAAACAAGGAGGAGGAGCAUACCAUUUUAUAACCACGCCUAUCAAAAAAACCCGUCAAAUACCAGCAAUAACUAUCACACGCAAGUACCAGAGGAUCAUCCCCCACGGAGUGUAUCGCCUCAGAUUCAUCGAGUUGGUCAUUUGAGGCUUUACAGUCGUGAGAGUGAUCCUAACAUGGCUGACGUUAGCGGUGGUGAGACUGAAGCUCCUUCACUUCUCUCUCCUUGUAAUGAUUUGAACACUUCGUAUGAGCAAGCUGUGCAAAGGAGGGUCGAGUUAGACUUGAAGUCCUCUUCUCUCUCUAGGGGGAACGUUAAUAAUCACGGGUCUUUCCUCAGUAAUGGUGGGCUGGGAAGUGAGGAAAAUGUUUCUGUCUCUUCAGAUUUCAAUGCAAAAGAAUCAGCUUCUCAUCACUCGUCGUCUAUAUAAAGUUUAAUCAAUAUUACUAUAGUUAUCUCUAUUAUUUAUUCUUAUUUACUUGUUUAUCCCUUGUGUUCUUGAUUAUGAAUAUUUAUAAUGCUUAUGUAUUUGUGUUUUGAGCAUUUAAAAUGAUAUGGCAUUUUCCAUUAA
This is a messenger RNA of Amphimedon queenslandica, 1557 nucleotides long. Its product is annotated as TNFAIP3-interacting protein 1-like. The transcript has 6 exons. Gene Ontology annotation, biological process: regulation of transcription by RNA polymerase II; cellular response to lipopolysaccharide. Lineage: Eukaryota; Metazoa; Porifera; Demospongiae; Haplosclerida; Niphatidae. The coding region runs from base 40 to 1416 and encodes 458 amino acids. The record is from RefSeq and is a predicted model, not a curated record.